CAAUGCCAUAUAACGUUUAUGAAUGAACGCUGUAUGCAGGUAUGAUGUCUGUGCAAUACUAGUGGUUGACUUUCACGGAUUUUCAACCCAAAAAAUAUUCGUGAGUAUCAUUGAAGCCCUAUUACUUCGUCUUUGACAUGUUGAAAUGCCAGUAGGCCACAGAUGAAACCACAUGUGCUCACAACGGAGGCCUGUCUGCAAUCUGACGAUUUUGAAUCAGUUGGGGAGAGACUGCAGGAGGGUGGCAUCCAGCCCUGGUGAUGACGAGGCCGUCAUUUUGUAAAGACGGAUGAUAGCAAAAUGUGAUGCACUUCAGAAAAAUGGACACAAAGGAACCCGGGCUGAAUUGUCACCAGAGAGUCAACAAGGAACCGUUCAUUUGUGUUACCUGUGGUAAAGCCUUUACAUGGCAAAGUGAUCUCAGCAGACAUAGGAGGGUUCACACUGGUGAGAAACCCUUUGUUUGUGGGACGUGUGGUAAAGCCUUUACUGCCAGAAGUAAUCUACGCAAACACGACAGGGUGCACAUUGGCGAGAAACCAUGUGUUUGCGAGACUUGUGGUAGAGCUUUUUCCCUGCAAAGUAAUCUGAACAAGCAUAAAAAGGUGCACACUGGCGAGAAACCUUUCGUUUGUGAGACCUGCGGUAAAGCCUUUUCGAGGCGAAGUUAUCUACGCGUUCAUGACAGGAUCCAUACAGGAACAAAACCAUUCGUUUGUGAGACCUGUAGUAAAGCCUUUUCUCAGCGAUGUCAUCUUGACGCACAUAUCAGGGUGCACACUGGCGAGAAACCAUUUGUAUGUGCAACCUGCGGCAAGGCGUUUUCUCAGCGAAGUGAACUACACACACAUAGCAGGGUUCACACUGGCGAGAAACCAUUCAUUUGUGCGACCUGUGGUAAAGGCUUUUCUCAUCGCGGUGAUCUCCGUGUACAUGACAGGGGGCACACUGGUGAGAAACCGUUUAUUUGUGCGACCUGUGGUAAGGCCUUUUAUCAGCGAAGAGAUCUACACACACAUAGCAGGGUCCACACUGGUGAGAAACCGUUUGUUUGUGAGCCAUGCGGUAAAGCCUUUCCCAAACAAAGUUCCUUACGAAGACAUGAAAAGAUUCACUCCAGAGAGAAAGCCAGUGUUAAAAGCUCUUCUAACCAAGGAUGUGUAAUUGAGGUCAACAAUAGUGAAGUUUUGUUUUCAGUACCUCUUGCAAACCCUUUGCGUAAAGAAGAUCUCUGAACAUACCAAGAAACUCAAUGCAGCUAAUUUGUGUGAGUUGGGUGGAGUCAUAUGUACGACCUAGUUUGGCAGACAGGUUGGCCUUCCAAAUUGUGUUAAAGCCUUUAUGUCACUAAUAGUCUUAAAAGCAUGACGGGGUGCACACCGAUAAGAAACUAUUUGCUUGUGGGACCUGUGGUAAAGCCUUUACGACACUAGGUUUUCUUCAACGACAUGACAGGAUUCACGCUGGUAAGAAACCAUUUGCUUGUGAGACCUGUGGUAAAGCCUUCCCUUCACAGAGUAAUCUACAUGGCCAUUAAAUAAAGGACAUG
Messenger RNA from Patiria miniata (bat star), 1549 nucleotides. RefSeq names its product gastrula zinc finger protein XlCGF7.1-like. Gene Ontology annotation, molecular function: RNA polymerase II cis-regulatory region sequence-specific DNA binding; DNA-binding transcription factor activity, RNA polymerase II-specific. NCBI's taxonomy places the organism in Eukaryota, Metazoa, Echinodermata, Asteroidea, Valvatida, Asterinidae. Gene Ontology annotation, biological process: regulation of DNA-templated transcription. The coding region runs from base 306 to 1235 and encodes 309 amino acids. The transcript is spliced from 2 exons. The record is from RefSeq and is a predicted model, not a curated record.